This is a messenger RNA of Neolamprologus brichardi, 1330 nucleotides long. Lineage: Eukaryota; Metazoa; Chordata; Actinopteri; Cichliformes; Cichlidae. The record is from RefSeq and is a predicted model, not a curated record.
CACAUAUAGACUGACCUGUCAGGGUUGCAGCAAUGACACUCACUCUGUGAUGCUUCCACGUGUCAAAGACAGAGGAAAGAUGGACGACAUAGACGCCAUGUUCACUCACCUGCUCGGAGAGAUGGAUCAUCUCUCUCAGAGUCUGAAGGCUGAAGGUGACUCACCAGAAGCAGAUUCUGCCGCCCAGACAGAAAAAGCCUUUUCCAUUGGCUUCAACGACCUGAAUGAGUCUCUUAAUGAACUGGAAGACAAUGAUCUGGAUGCUCUAAUGGCCGACCUGGAAUCAAAGUCAGCCGCGCAGGAACCCGUUACUUCUGAACCAAACAUCGGCGGUACAAACGAUCAAACUGCACCACCCGCAACGACUCAGAAACAUGAGCCAGCCACUGCCCUUCCUCCCCCGCCAGGCACAGAUGUAUCCUGCAGGGACAUGCAAACGAGAGAACCCCAAACAAAAGCAGAGAAAAUAAAACUAGCUCUAGAGAAGCUGAAAGAAGCAAAAAUGAGGAAGUUGAUUGUGAAGGUGCUCAUGAGUGACGGCAGCUCCAAGACGCUGAUGGUGGACGAGAGGCAAUCGGUGCGAGAGGUCUUGGACAAACUGUUUGAGAAGACGCACUGUGACUGCAGCACUGUCUGGAGUCUGUGUGAGACCAACCCCGAAUUGCUGAUUGAAAGAACCUUUGAGGAUCAUGAACAUUUGGUGGAACCACUGUCUGCUUGGACUCGGUACAGUGAAAACAAAAUCUACUUUUUGCCAAGACCACAAAAGUAUGUGAUGUUCACAGACCCUCAGAUAUUUUACAUGUGGAAAAAGGAUAAGGCAGCAUUGAGUGCGAUUAACCAGCAGGCUAAAGAUCUCCUUGUCAAGGAGAAUUUCGGGGGUUCGACUUUGAUCGUUCCCGACUUAGAGGGCACACUUUACCUCAAAGAAGAUGGGAAGAAGGUUUGGAAACCACGCUACUUUGUGCUCAGGGCUUCGGGCAUCUACUUUGUGCCCAAAGGAAAAACAAAGUCGUCCACUGAUCUCGCCUGCUUUGUCCAUUUUGAAAAGAUCAACAUCUAUAUGACCAAGAACUACAAACAGAAGUACAGAGCUCCCACCAACUUCUGCUUCAUGCUAAAGCACCCAUGCAUCCAGAAAGACUCUCCCUACAUCAAAUUACUUUGCUGUGAUGAUGAAAAAACACUGGUGCUUUGGGUCAACUCCAUCAGAAUAGCCAAGUAUGGAACUGCCCUGUAUAAAAACUACCAGGCAGCGAUGAAGAGAGCUUCUCCUACGAAAACCCUUCAGUCUGCUGCACAUAAAGGUAAGUUUCAGUGUCUGUACUAA